Molecule: messenger RNA, 1389 nt
Organism: Gadus macrocephalus (Pacific cod)
Lineage: Eukaryota; Metazoa; Chordata; Actinopteri; Gadiformes; Gadidae
Gene: adamts2b
Product: ADAM metallopeptidase with thrombospondin type 1 motif, 2b
Exons: 2
Coding region: 224-883 (219 amino acids)
Source: RefSeq, a predicted model, not a curated record
GAGAGAGAGAGAGAGAGAGAGAGAGGGAGAGGGAGAGCGAGCGAGAGAGAAGGAGGAGGAGAGAGAGGCGAGCGCCGUUCUCCCCUCCCGGUGCACUUGGCAGUGAGUCGCGGGCUGCUGCUGUUGCUGUCGUGGCGGUGUGUGUGGCUGCAGGUCGCGCCUGGCGGGGGAACUUUACCACACUGGAGCCAGCUCUCUCUCACCUGCGCAGUUCGGAGCUGCCAUGGGUCUCGCGUCUGGAUUUACUAUCUUAAUCAUUCUACCGGCCUUUCUGCACACCGGGGGCGGCCUGUACAUCGCCAGUAGCGUUGACUCCCUGCAGCAUGUGCUGGGGGAGUAUGGACUGGUGAGGCCCGUCGCCGUGGACGCAGAGGGUCGCUUCCUGUCGCACGCCGUCUCGGCGGUGCCCGCGGCGACGGGACAGCCCCGUAGGCGCUGGAGGAGGGAGGCUGGAGGAGGAGGAGGAGGCGGAGGAGGAGGAGCAGGAGGAGCAGGAGGAGGACCGGGGGGGCCGCGGGCGGAGGAGGCGCUGCCGGGGCCCGGCCGGCUCUACUACAACGUCACCGUCUUCGGCCGAGAGCUGCACCUCCGGCUGCGCCGCAACAGCCGGCUGGUGGCGCCCGGAGCCAGGAUGGAGUGGCACGACGACGGCGGCGGCACGCAGCGCGCCGAGCUCCUGCACGACGACUGCCUGUACGUGGGCGACGUGGCGGGCGCGCCCGGCGCCACCGUGGCCAUCAGCAACUGCGACGGCCUGGUGAGUGAACCGCCGGGCCCCGGCGCCCUCUGUACGGCGGCUGCUGCUCGGGCUCCUUCGGCCCCCGGCUGUACGGCCGCUGUACGGCCGCUGUACGGCCGCUGUGUAUGUGAUGGGGUUUGGUAAAAAGCUGUUGAGGCUCCGCCCAUGUCGUGAUGUCAGAGUGGGCAGAGUUGGGGCUGGGGUCUUGUCUUUGUUUGUGGAUCUCCUGGAAGCACCUUGAGGUAUGAAGUGGGUUGAAAGAGGUGGAUCACCAACAGUAGCCUCCGGCUAAACGCACCCAUCCAUCACAGACACCCCCCGUCCCUAUUCAACCCCCUCCACCACCACCCGUCUCACCGUUCUAGAGGUUGCAUCCACUGGAUACACCGUGUAUUUGUAAAUCCCGCUCUCUAUUUAACUGAGCCUGUUCCUGAUGUUCCGUCAGAUUCAGUGGCGACGCGAGGCUGUACUCGCAGAUCAUGGGUACCGCUGUAAACGCCCGGUACCGUCGGUACCGCUUUAGAGACGCGCCGAUGUUGAUGAUGAUGACAGCGAGAAGUUGGCAGAUGAGUGUUGGCAAGGUUAAGCGGAGCGGGUUUGCAUGAGGAUGAUGAAGAGAAUGCAAAUGAGACGGAGGAGUGGCGAGGAGC